GUUUGACAGUUGACUCUCGGCGGUGUGCGUCUCCAACGUAUUUGAAAGGUCAUGUGUGACUCAGCGCCUUGCAACUGGCUGGCGGUCGUUGAGUUUCUAGGCGAGAAGUCCACCAGUAUUGUGCCCGUGUCCUGGAUCAGUGACGACAGUUCUCUUUGUGUGUGGCCGCCACCUCGGAUAUCUGAACAGCAGAGGGUGUCAAUGGUGAAGCGUAACGAGCCUCCUGGAAAGUGGCGCCAGACUGCUAUAAGAGUCUUGAGUUACGCUGCUUCCUAUGACGAGGCAACAAAGCAGUGGGACAGGUCCCUGUACACGUCGUCUGUGGAGACAGACACUGACGAGUGUACGAGUCCAGAUCUUCCAUGUACUUACACCGAAAUCACAGGCUAUCGAGAAUGCCUCGCAACACAGCUGUCUGGAACAGUGACUCCCGGGAACACGAACCACCCUGCCACAGCAGCUAUGAAUUCCGAACCACAGUUCUCCCACUUCUCUUUGCCAGAACCUCCUCCAGCCCUUCGACGUCACUUUGCUACACAGAGGCAUGUAGACACCCGAGAAGCCCCGUCUUCAACAGCACAAAUGGCUAUUAAUACAGUGCCAUCUAUGUCGUCGCCUGAGGUUACGGACGUGCUCUCAUCACAUGCUUCUUCUAAUCAAGUGGGUGACCGCAACAUAUUAUUGCUACUGGUUGACAUAAAGAGAGCAGUGAAAUCUCUUGAUCAACGGCUGCAAGUAAUGGAACGUUUCAUCGAAAGAAUUUCCCAGGAGAAAGGAAUUGCAAAGCCAAACUUUCCUGAACUCCCAAUACAGACAUGCAGUGAGCUACUUGAUCUUGAAACGACACUGUCAGAUGAGCAAGCCAAAGUAUACCUGAUUGGAAAGCUCUCUCGUCUGGGCGGAAACUCACUGGCUGAAAGUGUGCGAAUCCUGGUGAAAAAUCUGAUAAAGAACAGCGUUGCUUUGCAAUACAGCUUAAGGGGGGCACAACAGAAAAAAGACUUUUCCGCAUUGCGAGUCUACUCCUGCAUUACUGAGGUGCUCCUCAAACGACACAACAGCGUUACGAUGAAAGAAGUCGAGGAUAGGAUUGGAAGAUACUUAGCCGGCGCACCUGACCGGGAGGGAGGACGAGAAGCCCGCAAAAGAAAGAAAGACACAAGCCAAACUGGAACCGAAUAGUAUUUCAU
Ornithodoros turicata is the source of this 1190-nucleotide messenger RNA. RefSeq lists its product as uncharacterized. NCBI's taxonomy places the organism in Eukaryota, Metazoa, Arthropoda, Arachnida, Ixodida, Argasidae. Bases 52 to 1182 code for a protein of 376 amino acids. The record is from RefSeq and is a predicted model, not a curated record. The transcript has 7 exons.